This is a messenger RNA of Trichosporon asahii var. asahii CBS 2479, 1131 nucleotides long. RefSeq lists its product as uncharacterized. The record is from RefSeq and is a predicted model, not a curated record. Gene Ontology annotation, biological process: proton transmembrane transport. The transcript has 8 exons. Gene Ontology annotation, molecular function: proton-transporting ATPase activity, rotational mechanism. Lineage: Eukaryota; Fungi; Basidiomycota; Tremellomycetes; Trichosporonales; Trichosporonaceae. Gene Ontology annotation, cellular component: vacuolar proton-transporting V-type ATPase, V1 domain. Bases 1 to 1131 code for a protein of 376 amino acids.
AUGCCGUCCGACCUGUCCUACUGGCUCAUCUCCGUCCCGCUUCACGACGGCGACCCGUCCUCCGUCCUCCAGGACGUACGCCAUGCUACCGGCGGCCAGGUCACUUGCGGCGGCUGGGAGAUCCCCGAUCUCAAGGCCGGAACCCUCUCGUCGCUGAUCUCGCUCUCGGACGCGCUGCCCAAGACUGACGCGGCGUUCACGCAGACCGUCUCGAAGUUGCUCGACACGCUGCGCUCGCUCGUCAACGAUGACAAGGACCGCAUGCAGCAGCAUGUUCGCGUCAACGACCGGCCUGUUGAGGAGUACCUCAUCCCGGACCCGCAGGGGUCGGGCUCGUGGCGCUGGGACAAGGGACGUUGGGGAGAGGGCGGCAAGGUUGUCGAUGUCAUUGCCGCGCUGCAGAGUGAAAUAAACACGAUCGAGUCGUCCCAGAAGCAGAAGACGCAGCAGUACCAGCUCGCCAAGGGAGCGCUGAACACGCUCCAGCGCAAGCAGCAGGGAAAUCUCGCGCAGAAGUCGCUGAUCGACGUCGUGAAGAAGGGUGACCUCGUCGAGGGAUCAGAAUACCUCGAGACGCUGCUCGUCGCGGUGCCGAAGAACAACAUCAAGCAGUGGUACGACAACUACGAGCGUCUGUCGAGCAUGGUGGUCCCGCGCAGCUCGAAGGAGGUCGCCGAAGAUGGCGAGUACAAGCUGGUCACAGUCACGCUGUUCAAGAAGUUCCACGACGAGUUUGUGCACAAGGCGCGCGAGAACAAGUACCAGGUCCGCGAGUUCAAGUGGGAUGACGACGCGAGCGCGAACCAGAAGGAGGAGCUUGAGCGUCUUGAGAAGGAGGAGAAGGAGCUCUGGACGGUGCGCAUGUUUGUGGAGAGCGUGCUCCGAUACGGCCUGCCGGCCGACUACGCGGGUGUCAUUGUGAAGCCGGAGCCCAAGACGGCCGUGAAGACGCUGAAGCAGCUUUCGGCGCAGUACAACGACCUGGCGUCAGGCAAGUCCAAGGAGAAGGCGGCAGCGAAGCAGAAGCAGGCGCCUGGCGCCGAGGACCUGAUUGGCGAGUGGGCAAACGUCAUGGAGCAAGAGUACUACGACUUUGUCCUGUUCGAGCUGCCCAAGGUCCAGUUCGACUGA